Messenger RNA from Mirounga angustirostris (Northern elephant seal), 3950 nucleotides. RefSeq names its product protein phosphatase 1 regulatory subunit 13 like (gene PPP1R13L). Bases 895 to 3399 code for a protein of 834 amino acids. The record is from RefSeq and is a predicted model, not a curated record. Gene Ontology annotation, biological process: regulation of transcription by RNA polymerase II; positive regulation of cell differentiation. Gene Ontology annotation, molecular function: transcription factor binding. The transcript is spliced from 15 exons. Lineage: Eukaryota; Metazoa; Chordata; Mammalia; Carnivora; Phocidae.
GACCAAAUGAGACAGAUAGAUCCCCCCGAGGACUUAGUCUAGUGCGUGGGGGACAUUCCCGAAGGCUUUGAGGAUGGGAGAGGGAGAAGAAGGCUUGAUCAGUUCCCUUUCUCCGCCGGGGUGAGGGGGGCGCGUGUAAACAGCGGCACGUGGACACAGAUUUGGGGUUCGCGUCCACGCCCCUUUCCACAGAGACCGCACCACUUGGGACAGCGGGCGGAGCCGCGGGACGGCGGCUAGGCAGGGUGACCCGACUGCAUUCCUGGCCGGUGUGUCAGCGCCACUUCCCGCCCCCUCUGCCGUGAUUUCGGAUCCUAUUCGAGAAUUGGGGCGUCCCCGUUUCUCAGGGUGUGAGCGGCUACCCAGAGCGGAAAGAGGGUCAGGGGAAGGGGACGCGUUCCUUCAGCCGGGGAUCACCAGGCAGUUCCCCAGCGUGGGCGAGACACCCGGGCGCCGCCCCUGCGGGCUCCGAACUACAAUUCCCAGAGGACGCGAGGAGGGGAGCCGCCCGACGUCCAUCGCGGAAGCUGCUGGGGAUUGUAGUCCCAGCCUACGACUUUGGACUCAGUUGCUGGGAAAAUCUGUAAAGAUCCAACCCAUCCUUUUUACCGACGGGGAGAUCGAGGCUCAGAGACUCGAGGGGAUACUGAUUUAGCGAGGCUCUCUUCUCGCCUUAGGGGCAGGGCAUGACUACAAGUCCCAAGGUGCUCGAGGCGACCCCUACUCCCCCUCCCCUCCGGGACCCGCCUCCCUCCAGCCGGAGUCACGUCGUCUAACCUGUUCCCGGCGCCUGCCCCGCCCCGUCCUGCGCUCCCCGCAGCAGGAGCCGGAGCCGGAGGAAGUCCCCCGGUGCCAGGAUCUCCCCGGGAUCCGCGCCCCGCUUCCGCCGGCACCAUGGACAGCGAGGCAUUCCAGAGCACGAGGGACCUUCUGGACCUGAACUUCCAGUCUCUGGCCAUGAAGCACAUGGACCUGAAGCAGAUGGAGCUGGACACAGCGGCGGCCAAGGUGGACGAACUGACCAAACAGCUGGAGUCGCUGUGGUCAGACUCGCCCACGCCUCCCGGCUCACAGGCUGGAGCCCCACCUAGGUUGUCCCGGUACAGCUCCAGCCCGGUCCCCGAGCCCUUCAGCAGCCGCGGGUCUCCCCGGAAGGUGGCCACCGACGGUGCAGACACCUCGUUCGGACGCUCCGAGAGCGCCCCGGCUUUGCACCCCUACAGCCCGCUGUCCCCUAAAGGCCGGCCCUCGUCACCGCGCACCCCGCUCUACCUGCAGCCGGAUUCCUACGGCAGCCUGGACCGCGCGCCCUCGCCCCGGCCCCGCCCCUUCGAUGGCACAGGCAGUUCCCUCGGCCGUGCGCCCUCCCCGCGGCCCGGAUCGGGCCCGCUCCGCCAGCAGGGUCCCCCCACGCCCUUCGACUUCCUGGGCCGCGCUGGUUCCCCGCGGGGCAGCCCCCUGGCCGAGGGGCCCCAGGCCUUCUUCCCCGAGCGCGGGCCCUCGCCACGCCCCCAGACUUCAGCCUACGAUGCGCCAGUGGCCUUUGGGAGCCCCCUCCUGGGCGCGGGCGGUAGCGCUUUCGCCCCACCUCUGCGCGCUCAAGACGACUUAACGCUGCGCCGGCGGCCCCCCAAAGCCUGGAAUGAGUCUGACCUGGACGUGGCAUACGAGAAGAAACCUUCACAGACAGCGAGCUACGAACGCCUGGACGUCUUCUCGCGGCCUGCUUCGCCAGGCCUGCAGCUGUUACCCUGGAGAGAGAGCAGCCUGGAUGGGCUGGGGGCCACCAGCAAGGACAACCUCACCAGCGCCACUCUGCCCCGCAAUUACAAGGUCUCGCCUCUGGCCAACGACAGGCGAUCUGAUGUGGGCAGCUACCGCAGAUCGCUGGGCUCCGCGGGGCCAUCAGGCACUUUGCCCCGCAGCUGGCAGCCUGUCAGCCGCAUCCCCAUGCCCCCUUCCAGCCCCCAGCCCCGCGGUGCCCCGCGCCAGCGCCCCAUCCCCCUCAGCAUGAUAUUCAAGCUGCAGAAUGCCUUCUGGGAGCAUGGGGCCAGCAGGGCCAUGCUCCCUGGCUCCCCCAUCUUCUCCCGAGCACCACCACCUAAGCUGCCUCCCCAGCCCCAGGCACCUCCUCAGCCCCAGCUGCCCCCUCAGCCCCAGCUUCCUCCCCAGCUUCAACCCCCUGCCCCGCAACCUCCCCAACAGACUUGGCCCCCUGUGAGCGAAGGCCUGCCCAAGCCUCCCCCUGAGCUGGAGCCCGAGCCGGAGCUCGAGGGGCUGCUACCGCCAGUGCUGGAGGCUGGUGACGCAGAUGAAGGCGCCGUAACCCGGCCCCUGAGCCCCACGAGGCUGCAGCCGGCACUGCCCCCCGAGGCUCAGUCAGUGCCCGAGCUGGAGGAGGUGGCGCGAGUGCUGGCGGAGAUACCGCGGCCCCUCAAACGGAGGGGCUCCAUGGAGCAGAGCCCGGCGGUAGCCCUGCCCCCCACCCACAAGAAGCAGUACCAGCAGAUCAUCAGCCGCCUCUUCCAUCGUCACGGCGGGCCUGGGGGGCCUGAGCCCGAACUGUCGCCCAUCAGUGAGGGAUCCGAAGCGAGGGCAGGGCCCCCUGCUCCUGCCCCACCGGCUCUCAUCCCACCCCUGCCCCUGCCCCAGAUCAGCCCACCAGAGCAGCUGCAGAGCAUGGUCUCAGGGGCCAAGAUCCUAUACUCACCAGAUUCCCUGACUGUCGAGAUGCGCUCGGUGCUGCGGAAGGCGGGCUCCCCGCGCAAGGUCCGCCGCGCGCGCCUCAACCCGCUUGUGCUCCUGCUGGACGCCGCGCUGACCGGGGAGCUGGACGUGGUGCAGCAGGCGGUGAAGGAGAUGAACGACCCGAGCCAGCCCAACGAGGAGGGCAUCACCGCCCUGCACAACGCCAUCUGCGGCGCCAAUUACCCCAUCGUGGACUUCCUCAUCGCGGCCGGCGCCAACGUCAACUCCCCCGACAGCCACGGCUGGACACCGUUGCACUGCGCGGCGUCGUGCAACGACACGGCCAUCUGCACGGCGCUGGUGCAGCAUGGCGCAGCAAUCUUCGCCACCACGCUCAGUGACGGAGCCACCGCCAUCGAGAAGUGCGACCCCUACCGCGAGGGUUACGCUGACUGCGCCACUUACCUGGCAGAUGUGGAGCAGAGCAUGGGGCUGAUGCACAACGGGGUGGUGUAUGCCCUCUGGGACUACAGCGCGGAGUUUGGGGACGAGCUGUCCUUCCGCGAGGGCGAGUCAGUCACCGUGCUGCGGAGGGACGGACCCGAGGAGACGGACUGGUGGUGGGCCUCUCUACAUGGCCAGGAGGGCUAUGUACCCCGUAACUACUUCGGGCUCUUUCCCAGGGUGAAGACUCAGAGGAAUAAGGUCUAGCUGCACAGAAGGACGUUGCCAAGGGAGGCAGGAGGGAGCAGCCUUGCCUUUGCCCCAGACCUCUCCCUCAGUAACUGCUGCAUCUCCUUGGGCCCCAAGCCUACAGGGUUGGGGUCCUCACCUCCAGCUCUCUGCUUCCCUGGAAGCCCAAGGAGAAGGAGAAGCUCAGCCUUGCAUUUAGAAACUGCCUUAGCCAUGGGAGAUCACCUUGAAGCUGGGAAUCAUUGGAGGCAAGAGACUCCCCCCAUCUUCCUCCAUUUGCCAAAUCAGAUCCCGUCCAAAGUGCCUCCCACUCCUACUGCCAACCCCUCCCACCCCUUCAAAACAAGCCAACACACCAUCCUAGGGGAGCCUGGGAUGUGUCACCUCCACUGGAUUUCCCUGGGAGUCACCUCUGCCCCCAUCUCUCCAGGGCUGGGUGAGACACACUGGUCUCCCAGCUCUCCCCAGUCAAGUGCCUUCACCCAGUGCUGGUUUUAUAACCAAAUGGGGACAUUUUCCCUUAUAAAUAAAGGUAGUUUGCACCAAAAUUGACUUCCCUCUCUUUGGAU